AUGGACGCUUGGCACGAGAUGCAAUUGCAGUGGUUUGGGGGGGAUUCAACAGAUUAUUCAGGCUACGAUGGAGCCGCUUCCUCCCGACAUUAUGGCCCUGUUGUCUCUUCAGGUUCUGAUCUCCUCGUCCCUACUAGUCUCAGUGGCGACUUCGCUGGGCAACUUGGUCCUUGUACUGGGGGCGUCAGUGGUACAGGUAACAGACAUGCAUACGGUGACUAUGGAUUCUCGGGAAACGAAGCUGGUUUCGGAUCAAACUCUUACUACUUAUACAGGAAGCAACAACGUCGCUGGUGGAGCGCUUACAUUCUGUUUUACGAACGUGAGGAUUUUCAGCAUUCUGAAGAGUUGACUCGACUGAUGAGCGCUUUCCGACGCAUUAAGACGCACGAU
This is a messenger RNA of Protopolystoma xenopodis, 393 nucleotides long. Lineage: Eukaryota; Metazoa; Platyhelminthes; Monogenea; Polystomatidea; Polystomatidae. The record is from the annotation of a GenBank genome assembly.